AUGACGAUGAAAGCACCGUCACUAUCUUGCUUGCGAGAGCUUCGUGCGCUGAUUGCACCAGAAAGCAAUCGAUACUGCCUCUCAGCAACCCGCAAUUAUGCCACCGGAUCAAAAUCUACAACACCCACACCCACACCCACGCCCACACCGACGACGCCCAUGAAUUACACACCACGCGAGGAAAAGGACCCCGAUGCUGAUCCCGUACCCAAGCCACUGCAACGACCAAUUGGCUUGCCUCACCCACCUCGAGCUGGCGAGAACACUGGAGUCGACGAUCGCAGCUGGAAAGAACGCAGGGACGACUUUGUCAACUAUGACAAGCAUCUUGUUCGCCGCAAGAAGCUGAGCGACACUCUGUACCGUCCUUAUUUCCGCGACUUUAGCGCCAUGCGUCACUUCAAGGGAAAGACAUUUAUUGCGCCGCAAUCCAUCUUCAAGGCUCAACAUGCUCUCUGGUUCCCCAAUCUGCGUGGUCGUACUCUGGAAAAGGACUCGACCAAGAAUGCAGAAAAGAAGGAUCUGGUGACAGCCUUGAAGGGCAAAGUCAGCAUAGUCAGCGUCUUCUCGGCUGCCUGGGCCGAGCACCAAGUUGCCACUUUCUGCUCGAAAGAAAAGAACCCGGCCUUACACGAGGUGCUGGAACAAGAAAAGGCGAGGGGUAAAGCAGGUCUUGCUCAGAUGGUCGACAUCAACCACGAGCCCAAUGCUCUCAAGUGGUGGAUCUUGCGGGCCUUUGCCGGCAGACUGAGAGGCAUGCGACCCAAGCAAGACUGGAACAAAUACUUCCUGAUCAGACGCGGUAUCGACGACGACAUUAGAGAGGCCAUUGGUCUGUUGAACAGCAAAGUCGGCUACGUCUACCUGGUCGAUAGUGAGUGCAAGAUUCGAUGGGCUGGCAGUGCCGUUGCACACGAAGUCGAGCAAGAGGACUUGGUCACCAACCUGAAGAGGCUUUUGGCAGAGACAAGGAAGAACAAAGAGACCCCAAAGAGCCUGAAGGCCGACAGCGUGCUCGAGGCAGACGCCGUAACCGCCCCUCGAGCCGCUCAAUAA
Messenger RNA from Aureobasidium subglaciale EXF-2481, 1056 nucleotides. RefSeq lists its product as uncharacterized. Gene Ontology annotation, cellular component: mitochondrial inner membrane. The record is from RefSeq and is a predicted model, not a curated record. Lineage: Eukaryota; Fungi; Ascomycota; Dothideomycetes; Dothideales; Saccotheciaceae. The transcript has a single exon. The coding region runs from base 1 to 1056 and encodes 351 amino acids. Gene Ontology annotation, biological process: mitochondrial proton-transporting ATP synthase complex assembly.